CCAACUUUGAAGUCUUGUUGGUGCAUUCAAAGCUGAAAAAGGGUAACUCAAAACAAAAAAACAAAGCAUAACAACCAAACAGAAAUCGUACAAGUACACACACAGAGAGAGAGAGAGAGAGAGAGCUUGCUCUGAAGGUUUUGACUUCGUCUUCCAUCACUCAUUCAUUUGCUUGGAAGCACAAGGUGACCAUGACAAGCAAAGCGAGGAAACCAUAUGCCACCACCUUAUAUUUAAUAGUUCAUAGCCGUCUGAAAAUGACCCUCAAGAGAUCUUGUAUUUACUAUAUUCCAAAUAUAAGAAUAAUUCAACCCCUUGUUUUACCCUUCAGCUUCAAGACCAAGAAGAAGAAGUGGGAGGCUGCUAUUUUUUGCCUUUUUUGUCUGGAUCUCUUAAAAGUUAUCAACUUUAAACAUGUGGGUCUAAGCUGAUAGACUCAGAUUAUCUUCUUUUCUUUUUUCUUUUAUCCUUAAAUUUUCUCUCCAGGAUCUUCUCUUCUAUAACUGAUGAGUGAUUCUUCUUUUUCUGUGCAAAGUCAGUUUUUAUAGACAAGAUGGAAAACAUGGAAAAGAGAAAGUUUUCUGAAUUGUUAUCAGAGCUGAUUGUUUUGGCUGAUGAGGUUGCUUCUUUUGCUAAGAACUCUGAAAUUGAGGUGGAUAUUUUUGCUGAGUUUGCCUUGUUGGUAGAGAAAUUUCCACCAAUCUUCAAUGAUUUGAAGGACAAAAGCAGAAUCUUGGACAAGCCACCUAUUAGAAAAUCUUUGGAAUCUCUUGAAAAUGAGCUAAGGCGUGCUAAAGCUUUGACAAGAAGCUCCAAUUUGAGACAACCUAUCAAGCAAAUUGAGGACAUAACACAUGAUAUUGGUCGAUCAUUGGGCCUUCUACUUGUAGCCAGCCUUGAAGUGUCCAUGGAUUUUAAAGAAAAGAUUGGCAUAUUGCAAAGACAGAUGAUGAAUGUAAGAUUUGAUGGCAAUUUGAGUCUAACCUCAAGUCCAAAAUCAGAGUUUGUCAGCAGUAACCAGAAGGUCAAUGCGGAAAUAGAAGAGGAAAUAAUUAAUGUCUCUAUCGAUGAUGUUGUUUUGCAACUUAAGAAUGGUAAUGAAGAAGAAUUUGCAGCUGCACUUUUGAGAUUAAAGGAGUUCAUGAGGAGUGAAAAACUCGAUGGUGGUUUGAUUAACGAGGAAGCAACUGUUUCCAUUCUUUUCAAUCGUCUAGGUUCAUGUAAGGCAGACAAUAGGGUGGCCAUCAUUCAAUUGCUAAGAAGUAUUGCUUUUGGAAAUGAUGAGAAAAAGGAGAAUAUGGCGAAUAUUGAGUUUUUAUCAGCAGUGGUGAAGUCUUUGACAAGAGAUUCAAAAGAGAGGAGGGAAGCUGUGGGGCUGUUGCUAGACCUCUCUGACCUUCCUGCAGUUCGACGGCAAAUUGGAAGAAUUCAAGGGUGCAUUGUUAUGUUAGUUGCUAUUCUUAAUGGGGAUGACCCUGUUGCUUCACAUGAUGCAGCGAAGUUAUUGGAUAUAUUGUCUAGUAAUACUCAAAACGCGCUUCAUAUGGCCGAGGCUGGCUACUUUAGACCACUAGUGCAGUAUUUGAAGGAAGGGUCUGACAUGAACAAGGUCCUAAUGGCGACUGCACUUUCUAGGUUGGAGCUCACUGAUCACAGCAAACAUGUCCUUGGAGAAGAUGGGGCAAUUGAGCCCCUUGUCAAAAUGUUUAAUACUGGGAAACUUGAGUCCAAGUUAUCAUCUCUAAAUGCGCUACAAAAUCUGUCUACCUUGACAGAAAAUGUGCAACGUUUGAUCCGAUCCGGAAUUGCAGGAUCUCUUCUACAACUUCUUUUCUCAGUAACAUCUGUGCUCAUGACUCUGCGCGAGCCUGCAUCAGCUAUUCUUGCAAGAAUUGCUCAGUCAGAAUCAGUUCUUCUUGAUCAAGAUGUGGCUCAACAGAUGCUUUCACUUUUGAAUCUUUCCAGCCCUAUAAUUCAAGGCCAUUUAUUAGAAGCACUAAAUAGCAUAGCUGCCCAUCCUGGCGCAUCAAAAGUGAGAAGAAAAAUGAAGGAAAAAGGUGCUCUUCAGCUACUCUUACCUUUUCUUAAGGAAAAUAACACCAAAAUCCGGAGUAAGGUCUUGCAUUUGCUAUACACUCUCUCUAAAGAUCUAACAGAUGAGUUAACUGAACAUCUUGAUGAAACUCAUCUUGUGAAUAUUGUUAAUAUUGUCUCAUUAUCAACAUCAGAGAGUGAAAAAGCUGCUGGUGUUGGCAUACUGAGUAAUCUUCCUGUUAGUGAUAAAAAAGUGACAGAUGUGUUGAAGAAGGCAAAUUUACUUCCCAUUUUGAUAUCCAUUGUGUAUUCUAGCACAGGAAGUAAUUCACCCACAUCAAAUAGCUUGGCAGAGAGUGUUGCAGGUAUUAUAAUCCGCUUCACAAAUUCGUCUGACAAGAAACUACAACUUCUUUCAGCAGAACAUGGGGUUAUUCCUUUGCUUGUCAAACUACUCUCAAGUGGUUCACCAAUCACGAAAUCGAGAGCUGCUAACUCUUUGGCUCUACUAUCACAGAAUUCUAUGUCUCUUAGGAAGUCUAGAAAGUCAAGUUGGUUGUGUGUUCUGCCCUCGGCCGAUGCAUAUUGCGAAGUCCAUGAUGGCUAUUGCUUUGUGAAGAGCACAUUUUGUUUGGUCAAGGCAGGUGCAGUUUCACCACUUAUCCAAAUAUUGGAAGAUAAGGAGAGGGAAGCUGUUGAAGCUGCUCUCAGUGCCCUUUCAACUCUUUUGCAAGAUGAAAUAUGGGAAGGUGGUGUCAGUUUCAUUGCCAAAUUUUCAGGUGUGCAAGCUAUUAUAAAAAGCCUAGAAGUUGAGAAUGCAAAGGGUCAAGAGAAAGCACUAUGGAUGCUCGAGAGAAUAUUCAGGGUUGAAGAACAUAGAGUAAAAUAUGGAGAAUCUGCUCAGGUGGUUCUUAUUGAUCUGGCUCAGAAGAGUGAUUCUAGAUUGAAGUCAACAGUUGCAAAAGUAUUAGCAGAGCUUGAGCUCUUGCAAGCUCAAUCAAGUUACUUUUGAAAGAAGCCUUUCCUAAUGAUAAAUAUUAUGGGAGUGGUUUUGUUUUGUGUUCCAUUCAUUUAUAUGUUUUUUGUGUACAUGUUUUUGUAUUUUACCUCAUUUUGGAUGAGCCACACUGUUCCAUUCUGGUAUAUGUAAUUUAUUAGAAUGGAAGAUAGUAAAAAAUGUUUGGUUAUGGAGCUUUUAUCUGGUAUUA
Messenger RNA from Gastrolobium bilobum, 3242 nucleotides. RefSeq names its product U-box domain-containing protein 44-like. Gene Ontology annotation, molecular function: protein binding. Lineage: Eukaryota; Viridiplantae; Streptophyta; Magnoliopsida; Fabales; Fabaceae. The record is from RefSeq and is a predicted model, not a curated record. Bases 554 to 3046 code for a protein of 830 amino acids. The transcript is spliced from 4 exons.